Molecule: messenger RNA, 447 nt
Organism: Lasiosphaeria miniovina
Lineage: Eukaryota; Fungi; Ascomycota; Sordariomycetes; Sordariales; Lasiosphaeriaceae
Exons: 2
Coding region: 1-447 (148 amino acids)
Source: RefSeq, a predicted model, not a curated record
AUGAAGUGCCUCGCCUCCAUUCUGGCCCUGGGCCUUGCAGCCCUCGCGUCUGCGGCUCCCCUUGAAGACCGCGAUGCUCCGCAGACGGUCCAUCUCACCUUCCACGGCGGGCCGGCCGAGUACUCGAUGGCCUUCCCGGCCGACGGCAACCUAUACCCAACCAACAACAACAUCGCCGUCAACAUCAUCGACGCGCCCGACUACAACGCCUUCUACCAGUGCACCUUCUACACGCCGGGCGACAAGACGCUGGCCAGCAGCAUCUCGCCCACGGGCGUCGGCGAGAUCUUCGUCGGCCCGCCGCAGCCCGUCACGGGCGUGCGCUGCCUCGGCUUCUGCGUCGCCACCUACAGCGACUGCUACAACUCGCAAGGCCAGUACGUCGGCCCGUGCUGCAACGGCUUCUGCGCCGCCAACAAGUGUCGCCCCUGGGUCAGCCCGUUCUAG